Messenger RNA from Actinia tenebrosa (Australian red waratah sea anemone), 9796 nucleotides. RefSeq names its product vascular endothelial growth factor receptor 1. The record is from RefSeq and is a predicted model, not a curated record. Gene Ontology annotation, molecular function: ATP binding; transmembrane receptor protein tyrosine kinase activity. NCBI's taxonomy places the organism in Eukaryota, Metazoa, Cnidaria, Anthozoa, Actiniaria, Actiniidae. Gene Ontology annotation, biological process: positive regulation of kinase activity; protein phosphorylation; cell surface receptor protein tyrosine kinase signaling pathway. Gene Ontology annotation, cellular component: signaling receptor complex; plasma membrane.
ACCUAAGCAUUUCCUGUGUUUUGAAUGUCCAUCUAUUCUAACUUAGCGUCCAACCGCACCUGAACUUGAGUCUUUAACAAAGAAUUACUUUGAAAUCGCCGAUCAUAUUUAAUUUUUUCGUCCAGUGAGGCCAAAUUCUGGCCCUGAUAGAGGGAUUUUUGGGUUAAAUUUUGCGAUCGAGAAUGGCGUGGAUUGGCAAGCAGCCCCUUGCUAGGAUCAUCUUGUUCACGUGUAUUCUUGUUCUUCUGUCUUCCCAAGCACAUCAAGUAUCAGCUGAAUUCAAGUUCCUAUUCACCCCACAAAUGUUUUAUGCUGUUCCAUUUGGGUCCAACUUCAAGCUGAAUUGUACAACAAAUGAUGGAAAUGCCACUACACAAUUAUAUCAUCGUCAGUCUAUAGGAAGUGCUUGGAAUCUGCUCUCACCAACACCUGGCAAACUCAUUAAAUCUGGUCAKGUGUACACAGUUUUGGGCUUUGGUAUAUCUAAUGCAGGACAAUACCAGUGUCGUGCUACUAAUGGUUCAGGGGCUACUAUCAAAUGGUCGGACCGAUUGGCUAAUUUGAUUCCUAAUCCUAGCUUAACACCUCCACUCGAUAUCSAUCCURKKCRUGCUGUUGUCUUGACAAYGGGACAAUCGUAUAACGUCACCUGUUCUUCUGUGYCUCAAAGUACUCUWAAGUGGUUUAAGAAGYAUACUGAUGGUUCUGAGACAGCUGUACCAAGUAAUCAAAUACAUACAGAGAAAGAUCUUGAGAUAAACAAGUUAAAGSUGGUAUUAAUGUUCAAGAAUGCACAAAAAAACGAUGCUGGGAUUUACAUUUGCAAGAUGACUUACCAAGGGAAAGGAGACUUCAAAUAUUCAACAUUAGAAGUAUAUGAGCAUGAAUUUCCAAAGAUUCUGUCAUCCAGUAGUUCCCCACUCUUGUCGUUGCACUCUAAUGAAACGACCUUGCAUUGCUACGCAUAUGGACAUCCACGGCCAGAUGUAUAUUGGUACAAAGAUGGCAAGCAGAUUAAAAUAAAAGAAUGUAAACCUUUUCAAGUAGCUAAAGUUUGCAAUGACAAAAAAUACAAGAUUACAUCGAAACCAAUUACCAAGCACACAAAGAUAAAUGGUAGUCUGACAAUAUUGGACACCAACUUUCCAGAUGACCAAGGAAAAUACACUUGUAAAGCUGUCAAUACUCAAGGGGAAGUGAACAGAACAAUAGAUGUUAAUGUGCAAAUUCAACCAGUUAUUGUGCAGCGCAAAGAUCCCUUUUUCCAAGUUAAUAAUGAACCAAGUGAGGUAGAAUGUAAGAUUGAAAAAAGCAACCCGGCUGCAUCCUUUAGCUGGAUGUACCAACCUUGYGUUACUAGUCAGGUGGACUGCUUUCCCUCUCAAGGCGAAUGGAGGUCACUUCCUUCAAGCCACACCGUACAUCCAUCUCCUGUUAAGACUACAAAUCACAGCCGCGUCAAAGUUCCUAAAGAGCAGGAAGGUGCAUUUUAUAGGUGUACAGCAACAAAUAAAUAUGGCACUGAUAACCUGGUUUUAGCAUUCCGUCGCAUUGAUGAAGGACGCAAACUAGUUGAUAUCAAUGACCCCAAGAAGCCUCCAGUCUUGAUAGCUGGUGAACGGAUAAGAAUAGGGUGUGUUGCAUUGAGUCAAGGUGCAAUGUUUGAUGGUGGUAUUGAAUGGUACAGAGRCAAGACUCUCAUCUCUCCGCAGGCAGACCCACGAGUUAAUGUCACUAAUGUUAGAAUUGAUGACACAUAUACUAAUGUUGUAAUGACGAUAAUCAAUACGACCACUAAUGAUUCUGGUCUAUAUACCUGUGAUGCAAAGUUUUUGAAACCUCAGAAAAUCUAUAAUGACACCAUUAGGGUUGUUGUUCAAGCUCGUGUAAAGCCAAAUAUUACUGGAUUAGUUUCACAAGAAGUAAGAGAACAAUUUCCAGGAUAUGUAGAGUUUGUGUGUGAAGCAACCACAGCAAACCCAAAAGCCACCAUAAACUGGAACAAAAAACAAGGGGGAGAGUGGAGAAGUUUAGAAAGACAAAUCUCUAAAGGCCUUAGUUCAACUACUGAAUGCAAAACCAGAACAACAGGUUUUUAUGUGAUUCGUGAUGAUAACAGUCACCUUGUGAUCUGUAAACCUAAACACRAUGAACAYACUGGAUGGUAUCAGUGCACUGCAGAAAACACUGAAGGUAGAGAUGAAAAAGAGGCCCGACUUUAUGUAUUGGCUGCGGCAGAAUUCAAGUUUAUUGGAGAUGCUGAGGACCGCAGUUUUCAAGUAGGUUAUGGGGAAGAUCUCCUGAUCAAUUGCUCGACGAACGACCCAAACACUGCAGUAUUCUUAUACCGUAAGUUAUAUUAUGAGCCUAGUGGAAGUGUAUGGAGACCACUCUUACCGAAAGCAAACAAAAUCAUCAAAAAUGGACAAGUUUAUAUUGUGAAAAACUUUGACUCAAAUGAUGACGGCUAUUACUGGUGCAAUGCUACCAAUACUAGAGGAAGAACAAUUAAUUUUAACAAUCCUAGUUACACUAUAUUAGUUGAUAACCAACGGAUACUAAAUAGUAUUCAACUCAACCCCAAAUCAGCUAUGAUGCUGGUGGGAAGCAGUGUCUACUUUACAUGUUCUGCUGCCUAUGAAUCAAACUUACAAUGGUUUAAAGCAUUUAAUGUCACCAGUGUUGCGGUGUUGAAAGAUUUAGUGAGAGAGGAAAUAACAACUGACUUGCAUAAACGAAGCCUUCAUCUGAUUAUCAAGAAUGCCACAGUGAAGGAUUCAGGGUUGUACCGAUGUCUUCUAACAUACAAAGGAAAAGAAAGCCAAAGGGAAGCAAGGUUGACUGUGUUAGAUUACGAGGCACCCGUUAUCAAGUCUUACAGCGGUCAAUCUACUGGCAUUGUUGAGGUCAGAAACUCAAAAAAGACCAAUAUUAAUUGCACUGUUCAAGGAUACCCACUUCCCACCAUUCAGUGGUACAAGAAUGGACAUGAAAUACCUGCAUCACACUGCAAUGACACUGAAGCCAAUCCUUGCAAGACUGGUACAAAAUACUUGGCACGUUUAAGCCGUCUGCCAAACUCCAAAACAGUUACAAGUAAUUUGACUAUCAUAGGGAGCAUAUUUCCAGAUGACCAUGGCUCUUACAUAUGCAUGGCCAACAAUACUAAAGGACAUGCUACUGUGAAAAUUUUUGUUAACAUACCAGUCCCACCAAAAAUUUCAAGCCAAAGGCACCAAGUAAUUACUGUGGUUCUGGGAACCUCAAUCAACGUAACAUGUAGCGCUACUGGUAAUCCACUGCCUGAUGUAGUUUGGACAAGAACAGAUGAUCCCAACAGGAAAGUACUGUCAAGUGGUAAAGGGAAAGCUUUGCUGAAGGUGAAAGAUAUGCAGGAAAAAGACUUGGGAAACUACACAUGUAAUGCUACGAAUACCAUCAUGUCCGUCACUGCUCUACUGACUAUCAAAGAAUCGAAGGAAGGAAAAGUUAUAACACUAGUACAAAAAGAGAUGCCUAGAUCAAUUGUUAUCGGGAUCAUUUGUGGAUCUGUGGUGUUUACGUUUAUCGUCGUCAUAAUCUGCUUUAUUCUAUAUCGACGUCAACAAAAGCAAACAAAAGAAUACAAACUGCUUUACUUCAUGAAAAUGGGAAACACAAACUAUGUGAUUGACCCAGACCGUAGUCUUCUUGAACAAUGUAACAACCUUCCCUACGAUCUUGACUGGGAAUUCCCCGAAGAGAGACUUAUUCUUGGCGAACCUCUUGGUUCUGGAGCGUUUGGACAGGUAUUGAAAGCAGAAGCCAUCGGCAUGCCAGCCUUCAAGCCCAGAGAUAAAACCGCUGAAGCAAGGAGACUUCGAUCAAAACUACGAAGUUCAAGGCGCAGGUGUAAAGACGAACAGAACAGCUCGGUAACGGCAAAACAAACGGUGGCAGUGAAAACCCUUCUAGAUGAAGCCAGUGAGAGUGACUACAAAGACUUGGCCUCAGAACUAAAGAUACUUAUUCAUCUCGAAGAACACAAGAAUAUUGUCAACGUGCUUGGUGCCUGUACACGUGGUCGUCGACUGUUGAUGAUCAUCGAGUACGCUCCCCAUGGUAACCUGUUGUCAUUCCUUCGUGCCAGACGAGAUAUUUACGAUGCAAACUGGGUGAAAACCUCGAAUAAUCCCGAUCAGGAGUUCACUUUGGUGGAUUUAGGAAUGACAGCUUAUCAGAUAUCGCGAGGCAUGGAGUUCUUGGCUUCUAAGAAGUGCGUUCAUCGUGACCUUGCAGCCCGUAACGUCCUGGUUGGAGAAAAUUACGUCAUGAAGAUCUCGGAUUUUGGUUUAGCACGUGACAUCUAUCAAGAUGACCUUUAUGUGAAAACAACCAGUGGAUUGCUGCCCGUCAAGUGGAUGGCUUUGGAAUCUUUGUUUGACCGGGUCUACACAGAAAAGAGUGAUGUGUGGUCAUUUGGUAUCGUGUUAUGGGAGAUAUUUACUUUAGGGGGCUGUCCGUAUCCUUCUGUACCCUUGGAGGGACUUAUAGACUUUCUGAAUAAUGACAAUCGAAUGGAAAGACCGUCACACUGCCCCGCAGAGAUGUAUGACAUUAUGAAAGACUGUUGGAGGAAAAUUCCUGAUCAGAGACCAACAUUUGCGGAACUGACCGUGGGAAUCAAAAGGGUUAUCGAAAAGAAUGCUCCCAAGGGUAACCAAGAAGCUUGUCUUGAAGCAGUACACGAACCAAUGCGAGCCAGCAACGAAUACCUGACUUCAGCUGAAUCCUUACCAUCAACUAGAAAAACAAGCCUGGGUAAUCAGGCCACAAAGGCACCAAAUACUAAGAGCGAUGACUUAAGCAAGAACAGUACUGCGUCUGUGAAUGGUAUCAUCACUGAGCCUGAAGUGAACGGCAACACUAGCUUCUUCCAGACUGGAAAGAAACGAGUGAAAAAAGAAAAGAAACCCUUGUUACCUCAGUCUUCUUUUAGUUCUAGCAAACCGAACUAUAUCAACCAACAUGAAUCAGCAGUGGAUGUACUACGCUCGUUCGGCUACCUACAGUUACUUUCCUUCACAAUCCCUGAGUUUUAUUUCCAAGCACUGAAAGGAGCAUUUAGAUUCCUAAAGCAGCCAGGCAUGUUCUGGAGUGUCUUCAGUAGACAAAAAGUCGUUCUAGACUGCCGAACUACAGAUCCUUUAUCAACAUCAAUAUUGUAUCAUAAGGGUAGACCUGUCAUUACUUCACCUGGUUCUUCGAUCUCCAGGAAUGGUUCUAUCUAUAUCAUUCAAGGUUUUAAAAUUAUCCAAGCAGGGAUGUAUCGUUGUGAUGCUCUUAGCUCUAGUGGCCAAAAGAUCUCUUGGCAAACCAUAUUGUUGUAUCUUUCAAAUCCAAUUUCAUCUUUGAAGGUAAAUCCUUUGCAGAUGAUGAAAAUACAAGGAGAUUCAUUCAACCUUACAUGUGAAGUCAAAUUCACACGAGCUGCAGAUCUAAUCAAUAUUAAGUGGCAAAAACAAGUUGGAAAUACAAGUACAUUUGCUGAUAUAUCAAGCAAUAGAGUCUUGAAAACUAAGAUAAACAAUAACCUGAACUUGAUUCUGAUUUUUAAAAAUGCCGCACCAAUGCUGAAGACAAAGUAUAGAUGUUCUGCUGGUAUUGGAAAGGAUGAUACAGAAAGAGAAGAUGCUUCUGUUACUGUUCUUGUUCGAGAUGCUCCAAACAUCAUUUCUUUCCCCACCACCAAAGAAAUAGUUUUAAAACAACCUCAAGACUUCAUUAUCAAUUGUACAGCAAGAGGAGUUCCUUAUCCUGAAGUGCAGUGGCUCAAAGAUGGAAAGAAACUGACCCUAUGUCAGUUCAACUGUGAAUCUAAAGGGUACACCAUGAUAACGUGUAAUUAUCAAAACGAUGUUCACGUUAAUAGUCACAACUGCCUGAAGAUACUAUCAGCCACAUAUCAACGGGAUAAUGGCACUUAUACUUGUGUUGCAGAGAAUGGAUUUGGCCUUUCAGAUAGCCGAUCAGUAGCCGUUGUUUUUCACACUGCUCCACAGAUCGACAAAAGCCAGGCUUCUACGAUAUUUGCUCCAUACAACACAGCUAAAACGCUUUCAUGCGGCUUGAUUGGUGGCUACCCACGCCCUCUCUUUAGCUGGUUCUACCAGAUCAGGGUCUGCGACAAUAAUGAUAAGUGUAUACCACAUAACAAAAACUGGGUGCCUGUGCCAUCCAGUCACCAACAACAACCACCAAGUGGCACGACUAGUGAUGCAAGCAAUCUGAUCAUUCCAUCGUCAGCAGAUUCUUUCUUUUAUAAAUGUACAGCAAUAAAUAUCAUUGGUCAGGAUAGCAAGAUAUUCCAGUUUCAAAGAUCUCGAGUAGAUACACCAAGUGCAAUCAUCAAAACCACUAAACGAAUCAAUGCAGAAUCAACCCUAACAGCACGGUGUAUCAUAUCUAAGGGAAGAUUCACUGAUUGGCUAAAAAACGGCGUGAAAAUCCCUGUUUCCGGAGGAGACCCUAGAAUAUCAAUUGCAACGUCUUCGAAGAAGAAUCCGAGCAAGGAAACUACAACCUUAACGAUUGUUAACGUUACGGCUAGUGAUACUGGUGUAUACAUGUGUAUGGCCAAGACACUUGUAGGGGGUACGGUGCUCAACAGCUCAGCAACAGUUAUAGUCAAAGCCGUCUAUCCGCCCAACAUCACCAACCUCCCUAAUGUAACAGCCUACGACUACUUCAACAACAUUACGCAUGCGCGAAUAACAUGUCAAGUGGAUGCUAAUCCUAUGGCAAUCAUCACGUGGUACAAAUCAGGCUUUGAACUGACAGGCUUGAUAGAGCAAGAUAGCUGUCAUAAUAAGGUUCGGGGUUAUUACGUACUAAGGACGGCAUCUAGAAGCCGAGAUACUUUGCUCAUCUGUGAUGUUGUGCAUGAGCAGCACACGGACUGGUAUACAUGUGCUGCUAAGAACAAGAAAGGACACGACCAAAAAACAGCUUAUCUCGAUGUAAUGACUCCUCCCAGAAUUCAAAGCGAUAAAACAUAUAAGAUGCUGGACAUUCCUAUUGGCGAACCAAUCAAUGUGACGUGUACAGCCACAGGGAACCCACACCCUCUAGUUGAGUGGCGAAAAAUAUCUACCAAUGGUUCGACUGUACUAUGGCGAAGCCUGUCUGGGACCAAUGCAGCAAGACUCGAGGUCCAUGCAUUAGACAUAGAGAGCCUGGGAAACUACACGUGUGUUGCUACUAACCCUGUAGGGACUGCAUCCAUGCAGCUUGACGUUCGAGAGCUGCUCGGCCCCGCUCAUCAACGUCUUACCGAUCCUCUAAUAACUAUUGUUGCUGCAAGUGUUGGGGGAGCUAUUGGUCUGGUAUUCCUUGUAGUUCUUUUGCUCUGUUGCCACGUACAUCGGCGAAACCGAAGGUUAAUCGAAGAGUACAAGGCUCUGAGAUACCUUAGGAAGGGAGAAGACUAUAAGAUUGACCCCAAUCGUAGCCUUCUAGAGCAAUGCGAAGAUCUUCCUUACGAUGACGACUGGGAAUUCCCAGAAGAGAGACUCGUCUUCCACGGUGUCAUAGGAUCAGGAACGUUUGGACAAGUCAUGAAGGCCGACGCAGUAGGAAUACUGUCAUUUAUACCGCGAGACAAGACCUCAGAUGCUUUCAAAAGACGUUCAAGGCUCAGAAGAAGGUUGAGUUCAAGUCGGAUGUAUCAGGAUUCAGAUGGUAAUCAGUAUCAUAGAACUACGGUUGCGGUCAAGACUCUUAAAGCCGAGGCAACCGAGAGCGACUACAAGGACUUGGCGACAGAACUGAAGAUCAUGAUCCACCUUGGUGAGCAUAAUAAUAUCAUUAACCUACUUGGCGCCUGUACACGUGGCAAGCAGUUGAUGGUUGUCAUGGAGUACGCACCGCAUGGAAAUCUCUUGAACUUCUUGCGCAGUCAUCGUGAGAUCUAUGAGGCGACAUGGCGCAAGACGGCUAAUAAACCUGAUGCGGAGUUUACGCUGGCGGAUCUUGUGAUGUAUUCUUACCAAAUAGCACGUGGAAUGGACUUCUUGUCUUCAAAAAAGUGUGUACACCGGGAUCUCGCGGCCAGAAACAUCUUGGUAGGAGAAGAUUACGUCAUGAAGAUUGCUGAUUUCGGUUUGGCACGUGACAUCAAGAACACUGAUGUGUACAUAAAGCAGACAACAGGUCUCCUGCCCGUCAAGUGGAUGGCACCAGAAUCGUUAUUUGACCGAAAAUACACAGAGAAAACAGACGUAUGGUCGUUUGGUGUUAUCCUGUGGGAAAUUCAAACACUGGGAGGUACACCAUAUCCAGGGAUCCCUGUGGAAGAGCUGUUGGACUACGUCAGUGAAGGCAAACGCAUGAGACAGCCUAAGGACUGCCCGGCUGAGAUUUACGCCAUCAUGAGAGACUGCUGGCUAGAAAAUCCCAGUCAGCGUCCAACAUUCUCUGAAUUAGUCCGCAGAAUUGAGAGAAUUCUGGAGAAGAAAAUUGCAGGGGAAGAGACAGACAAUGCUUAUAUUAGUGUCUUCAUGGACGAAGACCUUCAUCGAAUUUACUACCUGGAACCAACAGACACGUUCUCCGAAGUCUCAGGCACUAGCGGUUCUGCUCGACUAAUGUCAACACAGUCUUCUAUGACUGAAGAAGAACUGACUCGCUCUCCUCUGCCACCAAUCCCAUGUCAAUCACUGGAAGACAUCCACGAAGAACCUUCCAACAAGUACUUCGAUCUAACAGACGACCACGUUGAAAACUACUGCGAGCCUUGUGAUAACUUCAGGCAAUUACCUCUGAACUCUGACACCUCUCAGCGAACACCGAACGGUACCGUAAAAACCUAUGAUACGAAUUAUGAUUUCCAUCGACACGAUAGAAGGAGAGAGAGUGAAGGUUCGACUGGAGUGGAGAGUGGUAUUGGUUUGGAAGAGUCGUUUCUAGGGAGCGACAAGGAACCCUCGAUUGAUAGAAAAAAACCCAAUGACAACCAUAUAUGUGUUCGAGAGAAGAAAUCAAGAAAUCCGUUUGUCGCUGAAAGGGUAGCACUUCUAAAUUCAAUGCUUUUUAAAGAUAAAAACAGAGAAACCAUGCUAUGAUUGAAAUUCAAGAACUGAUCUGGGGAAUAGAUAGGAUGCCUUGAGGAUUUUCUAGUUGAUGUCACUGUGUGCGUCAUCUGUGAUUCAACGUACCCUCAUUAGAAAGCUCUAUAGAAUCAAAUGCAAGAUUAUAGAUUGUAUUUUGCCUCUGAUUUUUUAUAAUACUCCCCAAAGCAUACGCGCAAAAUUGUACAAUUCGAGACGAAAUAGGUUUUGUUGGGCGUCAAACAAGGCGUGUUCAGUUUCAAUGGCACUAUACAUACAAAACCGUCAUGAAUAUUGUUGUAAAUUUUUAUGCGAUAAAAAUCAAUAGAAAAGAUUGGUGUACUAUAGUAGAUUGUAAGAAAACAGUUAUUAUGAGUGACAAAAGAAUUAUUAGCUAGAGGAUUUAUUAUUUAUGGGUAUAUUGUAGAUGGAAAUUUUAAUAAUAGUAAAUUCCUUUUCCAGGUUCUCAUUCCAGGGUAGGGAUUCUAUAGACCCUUUACUUUCACUUUGGCCGUAUAAUGUUUACCUAUUUGAGAUCUUUUCAAAACAAGUUUCUUUGUAUAUUUUCAAGAAUUUAUACAAGGGAAAAAAUAUUACUCAAGAGAAUGACCCGUGAUCUGGAAUGAAAAAAAACACGCCCAAAAAGGGAUCAAUGAAGGUGUUAUGUUAUUUAACAAUGAAUUGAAAAGAUUAAAGCUAAAUAAUAUUUA